CGGCUAGCUGGAGAGCAGCAACUCGUUUCUGCGCUCACGCGAGUUGUUUUUCGCGCUUUGAGUCGUUUCUUGCCUCGCCGCUAGGCCGAUUCGCGCGCUUUGGCUGUUCCGUGGCUAUUAGGAGUUAUUUGAGGGUUUAUGCUCUAAAUGUGAAAUUGAUUGGCUCGUCUUUCUGUGGAUUAACAGUAGGACCAGAAACUAGGCCUCGCUGCGCGUCACCGAUACGCGCUCGCGCCGCGCUUCUGCCGCGAGCGCGCAAGAGACUUCCACUUUUGUUUUUUUUUAUCCGUUGUUUUAAUAUGAGUCGAGGGACGCGAGAAGCAGCAAAUCCUCGUGGAUUUAACCUCGUGAAUUAGCGUUUGCGACGUUGGAGAGUAAGCCGUUUUCGCGAGGCGGUUAUUAAAACGUCAACUUCAGUCGCGCGUGCGCAUGCUAAUAAGCGCCUGACAUGUUUAGCUAACGGUCUUUCGCGAUUUUAAUGCAUUUAAAUACACACAACUCAUCCAAAGUUACGAGACGAACGUAAAACGCAUACUUUAUGUCAAAUAUAAUGUGACGUGCGUGCAAACAGUGCACGUGUAUAUCAAAAAAACUUAGUUGAGAUUGAUAUUUAUUUUAUCUGGAUUGUUUUUGUUGGUUUGUUUACGUUUUUAGUGGCUGUUGGGGCAGAUACCCGUUUUUUGUGCAAACAGCAAUUACGUUUUUUUUAGAAUCAGAAUCAAAAUUAUUACCAAGUAAUGAAAGAUGGAUCAAGGAGGACUCAAGAACGGCGCCAAGAGAGAUGAUCAUUUGAACACACUGGAUUACAGCAACAGCCCAGUCGAGGGAAUUUUACGAAGUGGAAUACAAAGCGCCAUGUCCGUCGCGCCCACCUCGCUGGUUCCUCAGCCCAGUCCACUGAUGCAGCCGGUUUCCGGGGACCUUCCCAAUGGCCUGAGCAACUCGCCCACUCUGGAGGUGCACACCACCUCCAUGUCCUCCACCCUUGGCUUGUUCGGCGAAGAUCCAGAGCUCAAAGUGGUUGGGAAGGAGCAGAGGUCUCAGCAACACCAGACCCUGGGAGCUUUCACUUUGGGAGACAGCUUCUCUGGUCUGGAGGCCAGCAUCGCGGACCUCAACAGCGCCUCCCCUUCGGUGGACUCCCUGAUCGGUGGAGUCGACCCCAAUCUCUUUCAUUUAAAAACAGAGGACUUUUCACCCAUGGAUAAAGGCGAUAUGGACCUUGACCAAGAUUCCUUCGGGCCCAUCGGGAAAGAUGUUGACGUCGGCAAUCAUAAGCUCUUUAGUGACAACACUCUUGACCUCCUGCAGGACUUCGAGUUGGACGGAUCUCCUUCCGAUUUCUACGUGACGGAUGACGCCUUCCUCUCCACCAUAGGCGAAGAUGCUCUGCUCGGAGAGCUGCCGACUAAUACGGAGAGGGACUCGAAGGCUGCGGUCAAUGGCUCGACCGCCGCUUCCAGCCCCUCCAGCGUCAGCACGGCCUCCACCAGCUUGCCCGCCGUGAAGGUGGAGAAGGACUCCAUAAUCCAGCUGUGCACUCCUGGGGUCAUCAAACAGGAGAACAACGGUGGGACUAACUACUGUCAGGCGAGUCUGCACAGCACGCCCAUUAACAUUUGCGGUGUCACCACAUCGAGUGGACAGAGCUUCCUGUUUGGGACCGGCCCUUCCGCAGCUGCUGUCGGUCAGCAGAAAGAUCAGAAGCCCAUCUUUAACCUGUACACCCCCGUGACCUCUUCGGAAGGCGGCUGGGGCAGGGGCCAGGGCUUUGGGAACGCCGGCGAAUGCUUUUCUAAAAACUACGCAAGCCCAUAUGCCAGACCUGAAGACAGCACUGCCACAUCCCCGGCUGGCGGGAAGUCCGGCACGCACAAGAGCUGUCUCGUGUGCUCAGAUGAAGCUUCAGGCUGCCAUUACGGAGUCCUCACCUGCGGAAGCUGUAAAGUCUUCUUUAAGAGAGCAGUGGAAGGGCAACACAAUUACCUGUGCGCUGGACGAAAUGAUUGCAUCAUCGACAAAAUCCGCCGGAAGAACUGCCCUGCCUGUCGUUACCGCAAAUGCCUAAUGGCAGGCAUGAACCUAGAGGCCCGUAAAACCAAGAAGCGUCAAACCACCGGCAAGGUGAUCCAGCAGCCGUCGAUUCCAGAGCGCAGUCUUCCUCCGCUGCCCGAAAUACAGGCGCUGGUGCACAAACCCAUGCCUCAGGUGGUGCCCACCAUGCUGUCGCUGCUAAAGGCCAUCGAGCCGGACACCAUCUACGCCGGGUACGACAGCACCAUACCGGACACCUCCACCCGCCUCAUGACCACUCUGAACAGGCUGGGCGGCCGGCAGGUCAUCUCUGCGGUCAAAUGGGCCAAAGCUCUGCCAGGUUUCCGGAACCUUCACCUGGAUGAUCAGAUGACCCUCCUGCAGUGUUCCUGGCUGUUCCUCAUGUCCUUCAGUCUAGGCUGGAGGUCGUACCAGCAGUGUAAUGGAAACAUGCUGUGUUUCGCACCAGACCUGGUCAUCAAUGAAGAGAGAAUGAGGUUGCCCUACAUGACUGAUCAGUGUGAACAGAUGCUGAAGAUCUCCAAUGAGUUUGUGAGACUGCAAGUGUCCAACGAGGAGUACCUGUGCAUGAAGGUCCUCCUGCUCCUGAGCACAGUGCCGAAGGAUGGGUUGAAGAGCCAGUCGGUGUUCGAGGAGCUACGGAUGUCUUACAUAAAAGAACUGGGCAAGGCCAUCGUGAAGAGAGAGGAGAACUCCAGCAAGAACUGGCAACGAUUCUAUCAGCUGACUAAGCUACUGGACUCCAUGCACGACAUGGUGGGCGGACUCCUGAACUUCUGUUUCUACACCUUUGUGAAUAAAUCCCUCAGCGUGGAGUUCCCCGAAAUGCUGGCGGAGAUCAUCAGCAACCAGUUACCAAAAUUCAAAGCCGGGAGCGUCAAGUCGCUGCUCUUUCACCAGAAGUGAAGCUCCUCCCAGCAGCAGGACACCAUGCCUUAAACGUCCGCCACCGUCCCCUCUCUCCCACUCCACCGGGACCGCAGAGGGAGGCGUGAGAGAGAGAGAGACUGUACACAACCCAGCACAGGACUCGAUGACCGACCACGAAGGAAGAGACGGGUAAUAAGAGGUUCCGGAACAAACUAACAAACGGCCGAACUGUUGAAAAGAGGGAGAGGUCAUCCCAUACAUGUCGUCUCAGGUGUUUGACUCCCAGCAUCAACCGUUAUUAGAAGAAGAAAGCUAAUCAUCCGAGGUCACCUACUUUGUAGAGUUGCACACGUCUCUUAUUUUUUAUUUUUAUUUUUCCGGAACAGACGCAGCACUUAACACAGUCCAGUACGUGCGGAUUAUAUCUACUUUUUAACGACGAUAACAGAUCGAAAUAAUCAUUUCAAUAACAAGUAGAGAUAACGGCUUCAGCUUGGUUCGAAACGAAAUACGUUUUUUGUAAGACAUCGUAUCAUAUCACCGUUUUAAAACGACUCGUUAACGGAGUUAAAUAUAUAUAUAUACAGAAAAAGGGAAAAUAUGUGCCUUUUUAUUUUUUAUUUUGGCUUCUUUCCUUUUUUUUAAGCCGACCUGUCCGCACCAGACAUCUGGCACUUCUUCUUCAUAGUUGAUUGUACUUUUAUACCCACUUGCACUUGUAAGGUUAAAAACGGCCAUUUUUUUGUUGUUGUUUUUGGGGGGCAGCUCUGUAAUCAUUAGCGUUAACUUCAGAAAAAAAGUGAUCCUUAUCAUUUUACGCUGAUAUCAGAUAUCGGGAAAUGCAAAUCGAGCACUUUCACUCCUCGCAAACGCUUUAAAGGGGCUGCUUUAGGUUCUGCUCUUGUAUUUGUGUUUAAGAAAGCCAUUUAUUAUCAUUAAUUUCACCUGUUCGGUUCAUAUAGGAAUUAUGCAAUGUGAAACAAGAACUUGUUUUGUCCGUUUCAUUUUUAUGCGUGUCGUAUUUGUUCCUUAGAAAUACAACCAAAACGACGGAUUACAGUACCUACAGCGUUCUUAUUGUCAGAAUACAGUACAAUCACACUUAGCUACACCAAACAUCAACUCAGGCCCGCUUCAUUGAUUUGUGCAGAUCCUGUAAGGCAAGCAUACGUAUGUAUUUUUUUCCGUUUUGUAAUCAGGUCCAGACUAAUCCGUAAUAAACUAACCUUGACCUGGCGGUCGGGUUAAACAGGCGAACUGUGUCUCAGGCGCAGGGUUUUAACUCUCUGGGAAUUUCUACUCAUCUGUAUCGUUGCAAUAUAUUAUUUCUGUGCCAAACGUAUAUUGCUUUCAAUUUGUACAAUCUAAAACUGUGCUCGUCUUAACAGUUGUCAAAGGUAUAUAUGUGUGUAUAUAUAUAUUCAAGAGAGGGACAAAGAGAGGCUCCGAAUAUUUUACGGCUUAAUACAUCUUGUUUAAUACACAACUAAAAGCUCUCCAGCUUCAGACUGCUUAGCGUUCUGUGGGACGGAUUUAGCCAUCGACACUUGUUUUCAAAUUCGAUAUCCGAGCAGCACUUUUCACUAUGCUCUUCCGUUCCUAGAUAUAUAUGAUACAGAUAAACAGAUGUAUUUACAUGAACUUUUUUGCAACGUGUCUAAUAAAACGUUCUCUUAGA
This is a messenger RNA of Puntigrus tetrazona (Sumatra barb), 4603 nucleotides long. RefSeq names its product nuclear receptor subfamily 3, group C, member 1 (glucocorticoid receptor) (gene nr3c1). Gene Ontology annotation, biological process: nuclear receptor-mediated glucocorticoid signaling pathway; regulation of DNA-templated transcription. The record is from RefSeq and is a predicted model, not a curated record. The transcript has 9 exons. Gene Ontology annotation, cellular component: nucleus. Gene Ontology annotation, molecular function: DNA-binding transcription factor activity; zinc ion binding; sequence-specific DNA binding. NCBI's taxonomy places the organism in Eukaryota, Metazoa, Chordata, Actinopteri, Cypriniformes, Cyprinidae. The coding region runs from base 745 to 2961 and encodes 738 amino acids.